GUCGUCUCAGCUAUAAAUUCCAGUUUCAGAAACAUUUCGAAAGGUCUGUGAGCAGCUUUUCCCACACUCUCUAAAUGUUACCGUCCGAUGACUAGACACGGAACGGGCCAUUACUGGCGUCUGGUGUGGAACAGGUUGAAAUAAUGCUGAGUUUAGACUGGGAUGAAGAAGGAGCCUAUACAUACACGUAUCUUAGUGAGGAUGACGUGGAAGGUGGAUGUGAGAGUGGAAACAACUCUGAACUGGAAGAAAUAGAGCUUGCAUUAUACAACCAGAUCCAUUAUCACCAUACCUCCACUGCAGAUGUAAUGUGUGAACUGAACUCAACUCUUCAAGAGCCAGUUGUGUGGGUUGGACCAGGGGGAGAUAACUCACAACGAAAACUUGUCUGCAAUGAGGCUUUAGGUGCCAUUGUUGCAAACUGGGAGGCAAGAGCAAAUGUGAUGUCAAGGUUGAAUGUACCAGCUUACAGGGAUCAGACAGUGUACACGUAUCAAACCUUCAUGGUUGUAUGAAGAGAAAGAGACUGGUCAGUGAUGGUGACCAACGUGAGGACAGCAUGUGGACAGCUCGGAGGAUGGCUAUAUCGGCCAGAUCUCGAGUGACUCCCAUGAAUCAGGAGAGGAUGACUCUGUGCUCAUGGAUCUCCAGCUCAACCUUAGUCAGGAGUCUAGCACAUGUGAAGGUGACUUCAAAUCUCCUCAAGGUGAUGGACAGGACUGGUCACUGAUUGAUGAGGACAUGCUAUCCCAAGGGCCUGCGUCCAUCCCACCAAGGUACUACAGACCAGACCGUGUCAAACCUCUCAAUAUAAGGUGUCGUAACUGUAACGAGGUCGGGCACUUGUCCAAAAUCUGCCCCAGACCUAAGAAACACCUGAUCUGUUACCUGUGUGGUGAGACGGGUCACAAUGUCCGCAGCUGUCCAACUUCUAUCUGCUACAACUGUGAGAAGGCUGCUGGUCACACGGCCAGAGAUUGUCCUUCAUCAAGGAAGAGACUUUGGGAGGUCUGCCAUCGCUGUCAGAUGCAGGGACAUCGGCAAUUUGAAUGUCCAGAACUAUGGAGACAGUACCAUGUUACAACCAAGGGAAGGCUGAACAAGCUUAAACUGAAGAGAAAUCCUCGUGUAUACUGCCAUAAUUGUGGAGGGAAAGGCCAUUUUGGAUUUGAAUGCACAGAGUGUCAGGUCAAUGCCCAUUCCCCAGCUGUUUAUCCAUUUAUAGCUAGAUAUGAGGAGUACAAGCCACAUGCCACAGACAGUACCAAGAGAAAAGAUCACCGGGUGUUCGGAAACACUGGCCCUUCAAGAAAGAAGCAAAAGUUAGAUGACCGCAGUGCAGGGAUGACCACAGAGUUAUCUGAUCAUGUCAAACAUGGGACAAAUCCUUUGGCCAAGUUCCAGUCUGAAAGACGCAGAAAACCAAAUCAGGAUAACAAUGUAGAAAGUGUUCACUAUGUGACAGAUUACAGCGUCACUGACAACAGUGUCAAGUCCAAGAAAGCAGCUGAUCGAAGAAAAUCUAUAAAGCAAAAGAAGAAAAACAAAAAGGCUGCAAAUCACAUCCCUACAGAUGAUCAAGAAAGGGGAGGUCUCAUCAAAGAGACAUUGAACAGUUGUAAAAAUGUGAAAAAUAGAAAGAAAAAAUCUAAGAAAAAAAACAAGGCUGUUUCUGGAAAGACUUGUGCACAAACGGUGGUUCAGACAAAGAGAGGAUUCAACAUCGUUUUACCAAAUGUAAAAGUUAAAUUUCAGGAUUAAUUUUUCUUCUAUUUAUUUUAGGAUAUGAUUGUGAUAUGAAUAUUAUUCUCUUAAAUUUUCUUUUGGAAAAGCUCAUAAUUAGA
Messenger RNA from Liolophura sinensis, 1844 nucleotides. Its product is annotated as zinc finger CCHC domain-containing protein 7-like. Gene Ontology annotation, molecular function: RNA binding; zinc ion binding. The record is from RefSeq and is a predicted model, not a curated record. Gene Ontology annotation, biological process: nuclear mRNA surveillance of mRNA 3'-end processing; nuclear polyadenylation-dependent CUT catabolic process; TRAMP-dependent tRNA surveillance pathway. Bases 640 to 1761 code for a protein of 373 amino acids. Gene Ontology annotation, cellular component: TRAMP complex. The transcript is spliced from 9 exons. Lineage: Eukaryota; Metazoa; Mollusca; Polyplacophora; Chitonida; Chitonidae.